AAUUCAUCUUGUCAACAAACCCAAAUCAUUCUUAUUGGCUAUAUCUUUAUCACCUUCGCUAUAAAUUUUUCACAAACCCAAAUCAUUCUUCGCAAUUCAUUUUCUAUCAAACUAGAUUUCUCUUUUCCCCUCAGGAUUUCUCGUUCUCUCGCAAUACCUAGCUCUCAAGAUGCAAAUCUUCGUUAAGACCCUCACCGGGAAGACUAUCACUCUCGAAGUCGAGAGCUCAGACACCAUCGACAACGUUAAGGCAAAGAUUCAAGACAAGGAAGGCAUCCCCCCGGACCAGCAGCGUCUCAUCUUCGCCGGCAAGCAGCUCGAGGACGGCCGCACACUCGCUGACUACAACAUCCAGAAGGAAUCAACCCUUCACCUUGUCCUCCGUCUCCGUGGUGGCAUGCAGAUCUUCGUUAAGACCCUCACCGGAAAGACCAUCACUCUUGAGGUCGAGAGCUCCGAUACAAUCGACAACGUCAAGGCCAAGAUCCAAGACAAGGAAGGCAUCCCUCCGGAUCAGCAGAGGCUCAUCUUUGCCGGCAAGCAGCUCGAGGAUGGUCGCACACUCGCCGAUUAUAAUAUCCAGAAGGAGUCCACACUCCACUUGGUCUUGAGGCUUCGUGGUGGCAUGCAGAUCUUUGUAAAGACCCUUACCGGAAAAACCAUCACCCUUGAGGUAGAGAGCUCCGACACCAUUGACAACGUCAAGGCGAAGAUCCAGGAUAAGGAAGGCAUCCCUCCGGACCAGCAAAGGCUUAUCUUCGCCGGCAAGCAGCUCGAGGAUGGCCGCACCUUGGCCGAUUACAAUAUCCAGAAGGAGUCCACACUCCACUUGGUCUUGCGGCUUCGUGGUGGCAUGCAGAUCUUUGUGAAGACCCUUACCGGAAAAACCAUCACCCUUGAGGUAGAGAGCUCCGACACCAUUGACAAUGUUAAGGCCAAGAUCCAGGAUAAGGAAGGCAUCCCUCCGGACCAGCAAAGGCUUAUCUUUGCCGGCAAGCAGCUCGAGGAUGGCCGCACCUUGGCCGAUUACAAUAUCCAGAAGGAGUCAACCCUCCACCUUGUGUUGCGUCUCCGUGGUGGCAUGCAGAUUUUUGUUAAGACCCUCACCGGAAAGACCAUCACUCUUGAGGUGGAGAGUUCCGACACAAUUGACAAUGUGAAGGCCAAGAUUCAAGAUAAGGAGGGCAUUCCACCGGACCAGCAAAGGUUGAUUUUUGCUGGUAAGCAGCUUGAGGAUGGAAGGACCCUUGCUGAUUACAACAUUCAGAAGGAGUCCACCCUUCACCUUGUGCUCCGCCUCAGGGGAGGGAUGCAGAUUUUUGUGAAGACUUUGACCGGUAAGACCAUCACCUUGGAGGUGGAGAGCUCCGACACGAUUGACAAUGUGAAGGCUAAGAUUCAGGAUAAGGAAGGUAUCCCACCGGACCAGCAGAGGUUGAUCUUUGCAGGGAAGCAGUUGGAAGAUGGAAGGACCCUUGCUGACUAUAACAUUCAGAAGGAGUCCACCCUUCACCUUGUGCUGCGUCUUCGUGGUGGAUUUUAAGUGUGUCUUGGAUGGUUGUGUGUUUUGUGAACUUGUGCAAGUGUAAUUGGGGUCCUUGUAUGACCCCUUAUAAUAAAUUUGCUCUCUGCUACCUAGUAUAUUGUUGACAAUUCCGUUCUACAUUUAAUAUCAAUCUUUUAUAAUUAAA
Molecule: messenger RNA, 1691 nt
Organism: Arachis duranensis
Lineage: Eukaryota; Viridiplantae; Streptophyta; Magnoliopsida; Fabales; Fabaceae
Product: polyubiquitin
Exons: 2
Coding region: 170-1543 (457 amino acids)
Biological process (GO): modification-dependent protein catabolic process; protein ubiquitination
Cellular component (GO): cytoplasm; nucleus
Molecular function (GO): ubiquitin protein ligase binding; protein tag activity
Source: RefSeq, a predicted model, not a curated record